AUGGGAGUACUUGCUGCAAUUCAAGACGGAAAUAAGAAAGGACACAAUCUCAGAUUGACCAUAACAGAUUUGGAUGGUCACAUUUACUAUGCACAUGGCAAUGAAGAAACAGCCGCAAAACUUCUUGACGCUUUCAAGACUACAAAGAGAGAACAAAUGGUUGACUCCGACUCAGACAUUUUGAAUGCAAUUGAAGGAAUUGCAAGUGUCAAGUUCGAAUAG
Messenger RNA from Trichomonas vaginalis G3, 222 nucleotides. RefSeq lists its product as uncharacterized. The transcript has a single exon. Bases 1 to 222 code for a protein of 73 amino acids. The record is from RefSeq and is a predicted model, not a curated record. NCBI's taxonomy places the organism in Eukaryota, Parabasalia, Trichomonadida, Trichomonadidae.